Molecule: messenger RNA, 1842 nt
Organism: Tetranychus urticae (two-spotted spider mite)
Lineage: Eukaryota; Metazoa; Arthropoda; Arachnida; Trombidiformes; Tetranychidae
Product: rho GTPase-activating protein 190
Biological process (GO): Rho protein signal transduction; regulation of axonogenesis; regulation of cell size
Cellular component (GO): cytosol
Molecular function (GO): GTPase activator activity; GTPase activity; GTP binding
Source: RefSeq, a predicted model, not a curated record
UAUAUCCUUGUCACCUCAUCUUGUUAUGCUGUGUACAACAUGUUGAUGUGUUAUUGAUAUGGUCGUUUCUGUCCGUUGUCAUUUAUAGCUAUACUUUCUUUUAAUUGCACAUAGUAUCAUUUAAAUGUUCUGUGAAAAUAUCAUUCAAUAUAUUGCUAAAACACAAGCAUAUUUUGUAUUUAAUCAUCUUGAAUCAUCUAUCUAUCAUCUAUCCUGUUAUUUACAUCAUAUUCUUCUGGAAAUUUGAUUUACAUCAUCAUCACAACUGGCUUUUUACGAUAGCUCAUCAAAGCCAUCUUCUUCAUCAUGGACUAUGAGGAGGGUGACAAAAAAGGUGGAGAGCCACCAGCAUUUGUCCACCAAAACGUUUAAUGUUGCAGUUGUUGGUCUUUCAGGAUCGGAAAAAGAGAAAGGAUGUAAGGGUGUUGGAAAAUCAUGUCUGUGCAAUCGUUUUGUCCGACCAUUUGCUGGUGACUAUCAUAAAGAACACAUAUCGGUUCUCAGUCAAACAGAUUUUAGUGGACAAGUCGUAAACAAUGAUCACUGGCUUUAUUGGGGAGAAGUGACAAAACUGGUCAAUGAAGGAACAGAAGUAACCUUCAGUGUGAUUGAGCAAACCGAAUUCAUUGAUGAUUCCUGCUUUCAACCUUUCAAGACUGGAAAAACUGAGCCGUAUUAUAAAAGAUGUGCAGCAACUCGACUAUGCUCGACCGAUAAACUGAUGUACAUCUGUAAAAACCAACUAGGAAUAGAAAAGGAAUACGAACAAAAAUAUCUUAAUGAUGGACGAUUUCUAGUUGACGCUUUUGUUUGUGUUUUUGAUGUUAGUGAGGUACAAGGAAGAAGUUUGGACAAAGCUAUCGAGUACACUGGACUAAUAUUGAACAAUCUUAUCAAAACCAAGAAACCAGUUGUUUUGGUAACAACUAAACACGAUGAAGCAAAUGAAUUUUAUUUGAGAGAGGCUGAAAAAUUGGUCAAUAGGAAAGAAUUCCGAGGGAUCGUGCCUAUUAUUGAAACCUCGGCUCAUAAUAAUAUUAAUGUUGAUAAUGCAUUCAUUACAUGCUUCCAAUUAUUGGAUCGUAAUAAUGAUCAACUCGUCACUGAGAAAACACAAGGGACUCAACCGCUGGAGGUUACGCAGAGGAUAAAAGGUAUACUUGAGGUGAUGAAAAGCCCGACAAGACUUGAAGAGUGGAAAUGCAGUAUGGUUGAGGUUGACAGACUGUUCUUACUCAUGGAAUCUAUGGUUAAAAGUGAAAAGACUACCAAAAAAGAAAAUAAUUCAAUCAAACAAAAUCGAAACAGUAGAAGAGCUAAUUUAAUUCACACACUUCAGAUGGAAUCCAAGCAGCUGAGAGAACUUAAAUAUGAAAACGAGCAAUUAAGUAAAGCAUUGGAGGAAUAUCAAGUAACUGUACAGUUUUUAAUGAACAAAUACAGAGAACUGACCGGACGUUUCUCUGAAACAAAGUUAAUUCUACCAGACCAGUUAACACUAGAUGACCAUGAAGCAGCCUUAGCUCGUCAAUUUGAAAAAAUUAAUGAAAUGUCCGCUGUGAUGGCGAAAGCAGUGCAACUAGAUGAAAACGCGUCUGAAAAAGAGGACCAGAAUCUGAUUGAAAAAUUACGCAAAGAAAAUGAUAGAUUAAGGAGAUUACUUUCAAGUUGAAGUCUAUAUUAUCCGUAAUUCCAAUGGUCAUUAUUUUUUAUAUUAUAUUUAGAUCUGUUUUUAUCCAAUUUCAAUAAAAUAACAAAACAAUGCUACCUUGGUUAUUGAUUGAUAAUUUUUGUAUCCAAUUUAAAUGAAUAAUUAAAUUUUAUUUCCUAUUUAUUGUCAAA